Molecule: messenger RNA, 807 nt
Organism: Heterostelium album PN500
Lineage: Eukaryota; Evosea; Eumycetozoa; Acytosteliales; Acytosteliaceae
Exons: 3
Coding region: 1-807 (268 amino acids)
Source: RefSeq, a predicted model, not a curated record
AUGGCUGAAAAUGAUUAUCUCAUCCCCAGAGGUUCAUAUGCCCACAAAGUCGCUCUCAAAGGAGGUUCAGAUCUUGAUGUAGAUCUCAUCUUGCCACGUUCUUUUGCUACUUUGGAAUCAGUAAAAGAUGAAUGUGAUUCAUCAGAUGACCCUUUGAAACCAUUUACAAAGCUUUGCCUAAAAAUAAAGAGUGCACUAGAAGUUUCCAUAAAAGGAUUGCCAAAUGAAGCUUGGGGAGUUCUCGUGUCAAUACCUGAAUCAAAAGGAGAAGAAUCCACAAGAAGUAUAAAAUUAACAAUUCAACUUCAUAACACAAAUGUCAAUGUCCAUUUAUUCCCUAAGCUACUAGACAAAGAUGGAAAGAUUUGCAAUAUUGGACCAAAACAAAAUGAUGGUAGUCGAAAUUGGAUUAGAGGGGAAUACAUGACCAUCUAUGAUAUGCCCGAGCUAACUGAUGAAGGAUUGGCAGCACUAUUACUUUUGAAGCUUUGGAAGAAGAAUGACCUCUCUGCAAAUCAAUAUGCAGAUCAGAAUCAAUCAAAUGAGCCGUGUAAGAGGAUAGUUUUCUCUCGGUUCCUAGUUUCCGCAACUAUCAAAUCAAUGGUCGAUUACUUGAUUAAAGGUUUUAGUUAUGAAAAUAGUGGUGAUGUAAAUUAUGUAUUCGCAACAGCAGGAGUAAAUCCAUUCUGGAACUCUACUGAUCACGAAGAAAGAGCACUAAUAGUUGCAGCAUUAAUACAGUUUAAGGAACAGUUUGAUAUAUUAUCGCCACAAACACAAUUAACAACAAUUGAAAUAAUAAAAUAA